This is a messenger RNA of Lachancea sp. 'fantastica', 1224 nucleotides long. NCBI's taxonomy places the organism in Eukaryota, Fungi, Ascomycota, Saccharomycetes, Saccharomycetales, Saccharomycetaceae. The record is from the annotation of a GenBank genome assembly.
AUGUAUCUUUUAAGACGAAGGCUGCGACACCUUAAUGCCAUUUCGAUUUACAACGUCUCUUUGACGAAAAAUGCAAAUUUAAGUCUCGAACAUGAGCAUACUCCUUGCCUUUUCCUGGUAGUUGAGGAUAUCAAAGGACGAUGCCUGUAUGUAAGCGAAGCCCAGAAAGGAUCUCAAUGCGGCUGCUUGCAAUUUGACGAAAUACCUUCUUUGCUCUACACGAUGACUCGGAUUAAAAUCAAAAUUAUCGGCCAAAUCCCACGAACCAUGCUGCUGGAGAAAACCGAGGAAUUUCCAGUGUGGACCACUCUUGCAAUCUACGCAAUUGACCUGAGUCGGUUGUCUCCUGUCCUGAGCGAUGACGAAGGAAACCUUUUUCCAAAAACAGAAAAUGUCAACGUACCCCUCCUGCAUUUCUCGGAUGGACUCUUUAGCGCACCAGGGAACUUUGAGGCUUCACCCAAGAAUUUCCUUGAGCCUGUAUCGCAGAAAAAAAGCUUCACCUAUAACGGGGUGCUCAAGCUCAAUAAAAUUUUGGAAUAUUGGACCCAAAUGCAACUAGAAAUACAAGAACUCUCGGAGAAAAUCGAUGAGCUCGUCGAUAACAGUCCGAAACCAGUGUCCAAAGACGCAAUUCUUCAUGCAUGCGAGUCACUUACAUUGUCCAUCGAACGGCGACAAAGUAAGGUCCAAAGCCUAGAAAGCAGCAAUAAAUAUGGCUCCUCUUGCCAUUUGAGCUCCACGACUGAGCUUCCAAUAAAUGAUGAUUACGCUGCAACUCUUUCCAAUUAUACAAGUGUUUUCCAUCGUCUGCAAUCGCUGGAAGAGCGCAAAAUAGGGCAACUUCUCAUCGCCAUGAAGGGAACAGGUUUAUGUGGUCAAAAUGGAUACGUGAUACCAAACUCCGAAGACCAGUCCAUUUAUGAAAUGCGGCUAAAAAGAGUCGAUCUAUUUACAGCGUUGGAUGAUCGAGACCGAAUACUCAAAAACUCGACACUUGGUUACUAUUUGUUGUUUGUCAAUAUUCUCGCAGACAGAGUGUUCCACAUGCCGCUUCCGCACCGACUUUCUUUUUACGGUAGCACUUCGGUGAUAGACAACGCGCUGCCCUUAUAUUUAGCGGCAUCAUCAACUCAGCAGCAUUUAAUUGAUUUUGAGCUUGCAAUCGAGCGCUUCAAUCUCAACAUCAUGCAAGUGAAUCAGUUUUUGGAAUGCCAUCGCUGA